GGGACCCUGGGUGAGAGGGUAAAUGAUGAAAACUGACAAUCCAGCAGGUCGUUCUCAGCUGUAAAAACAACAGGGCCAAUAACAGACCCCUAGAGCAGAGCAAUCUAAUUGGUCUUUUUCUGAAUUUAUACUGUUAGUCUAUUUGUUGGAAAUGCAUUGGAAGUACUGCCCAAAGCAAAAACAGAUGGAUCUUUGUGGGCUGAUGGAGAUACUAUGGAGGAUUCAAAACUCAAGCAUCAAACUUCUACACUCAGCUCUGGUGGUGGUUACUGAUCUCACAGCUGGAGUACUUGGUCAUUUGUUAUUCAGACAGCAUUUUCAUUUCCUUCUUUCUGUGAUAGUGUUGUUUGGACCUGUUCUGAGUCUCUGGGUCUCCAAGUACAGCAUAUUUGGCAACAGGAACCACUACCUGUACAGGGUAUUCCUGCAUUCAUGCUGGGGCUGGACCUGUGUAUUUUGUGGCUCCUUCGUCUUUCUUCUGUCAUACUGCAUCAGUAACUCCCUAAUUCAAUCUAUUCGUCAUCUCUCUCGGCUUGCUGUGGCUGGCAUUCUCUGGUCUCUGUUACGCAGUGUACUCUCCUUUCUAGUGGAUGCCUCAGGAAGCUGCUUUGAGACACUCCAUACCACCACAAAAGUCCAUGGGAACCCCAUGCAGCUCCUAGAGUCAGAAACAGUCAUUAGAGGCCCUUUGUUGCUACUCAGACAGGAAAAGGGCAAAGCAGCCUGCCUUAAAGCAGGGCUACAGUGGCAGGGAUGUGAGGUAUCUGAUGAUAUCUUGAUUCUGUGCUUGUGUUGUUUGAUUCUUGCAGAGGAAAUUGGUGUUUUCAAACCAUGCUUGGCUCUAGGGAAGCCUCUAGGGUUGCCACUGAGGAUACUGUUCCUGCUGUGUGUGUUGUUGUUAAGUCUCUGGAUUUUCCUGAUUCUCUGCUUGCUGGCACACUUUCCAGAGUUCCCCUCCCAGCUGGUUGGGGGAGCUCUAGGGUAUCUGGGGUGGAAGGGACUUUCUAUGGGCUGGUACACUUUGAAGCCAGACUGGUGCUGCCAGUGUCUUGGAAGACCAGGAGCUUUGUAUGUGUACACCACAUGUAAUAUCCAUCAAAUGGGCACAAAAUCUUAAUUUCAGAUACUU
Molecule: messenger RNA, 1129 nt
Organism: Xyrauchen texanus (razorback sucker)
Lineage: Eukaryota; Metazoa; Chordata; Actinopteri; Cypriniformes; Catostomidae
Product: fat storage-inducing transmembrane protein 1
Exons: 2
Coding region: 152-1117 (321 amino acids)
Biological process (GO): lipid droplet organization; lipid storage; phospholipid biosynthetic process
Cellular component (GO): endoplasmic reticulum membrane
Source: RefSeq, a predicted model, not a curated record